Neodiprion fabricii is the source of this 1809-nucleotide messenger RNA. Its product is annotated as coiled-coil domain-containing protein 13. The record is from RefSeq and is a predicted model, not a curated record. The coding region runs from base 1 to 1782 and encodes 593 amino acids. Lineage: Eukaryota; Metazoa; Arthropoda; Insecta; Hymenoptera; Diprionidae. Gene Ontology annotation, cellular component: centriolar satellite. The transcript has 11 exons. Gene Ontology annotation, biological process: cytoplasmic microtubule organization; non-motile cilium assembly.
AUGAAACCUGCAUCGACAUCCGAGAGGAAUGAAACCAAGACACCCGACACCUUUGAUCUAACCGAGAAGGUUGGAUACGAUGAUUUUUUACAGGCAUCUCUGCCCGAAGAGAUAAUAUUCCCGGAGGAAUUGAACAGAUUUUUACGGGAUCAAAUUCGGGACUUGUCAAGCGAGAACGGAUGUCUGCGACGCGCGCUCGAAGAGUGCGAAGAGAAGCUGCAAUCACACAUCCGAAAAGCAAAUUCGCAAGUCACUUUAAGCUCGGGUCUAGCGGGGGAAAUAGCAGCGUCUAAGAUUGUCGAGCUGAGUAAAAAGUGCCGGGAGCAAACGGCCGAGGUUGAAGUGCUAAAAACGAGGUGCAAGACCCUGGAGUCGAAGCUCGCUGAGAAUGAGAAAGAACCGCGGAAGAAUUCGGAAAAUUUGGAAGUCGUUCGUCGGACCUCUCGCAGCGAUUCGCGGAGCGACGAGAUAAAACGGCCGUUGACCAUCGAGGAGGAGAUGAAGAAUCGCGAAGAGCAGAUAAAGACGCUUCAGGAUAAACUUCAGCAGGUUAGUUCGAAGCUGUACGAGUCUAAGAACACCUGCACUUCGCUCAGGCAAGAAUUGAACAAGGCUCAGAAGUUAUUAUGUAGCGAGGUGGGCGAAAACGUGACGAUUUCCAGUCUGUCGUCCCAUCAAAGCGGUUGGAGAGGUCGAGCCGAGCAGAUUCAGCAGUUGCAUCAAAGGAUUGCUGAGCUUCAGAUGAAGCUGAGCGAGUCGGACGGAACUUGCCGAGGAACUGCGAGCGGGACAACGACCACGUCAACGGCUGACAAAAGGCAGAUAACGAAUCUGCGAAACAUGGAAAAAGAGCGAAGACAGAGAGCCGAGGAAUCUGCGAGGGAAUUGCGCCAGAUGAGCGUGGCUCUCGAAGCUUCGAGGCGAAAACAGGACGCUGCCAAGGCGCGGAUAAAGGUCUUGGAAAACGAUUUGACGAACGCCAAGCAGAGCGUAGCGCUCCUCAACGAGAAAAGAUCCCACGACGAUCACUUGAUACAGGCACUGAACGGACGGCUCAAAACCGUAGAGGAUAAAUUUCGGGAACGGGAAAGAGAGACGCUCGUCGCUAAGGAGAGGGCGGAAAAUGAGUGCGUGAAAAUGUCCGACGAGGUGAAAAGACUGCAAGCGAGCAACGAGCACUUGAGGAGAAUCAUCGACGAGAGGGAAACUGAGAUCGACGCGUUGAGGAACGAGUCCGGCUGCAAAGGGGAUGGAAAAUUCUUGCCCCUCUCGCGGGGAAGCAAGAGCAUCAGUCCCGCGGGCACCUCCAGAUCCAGGACAAACGGUGAUUACAACGAAUACGUGACCCUUGGUUUGGCCGCGGAAGCGGAAAGAGAACGUCUCAUGGAGCUGGUCGCGGUUUUGAACAGACGUCUCGACGAGGAGCGAUUCGCGACGGACGGUAUAGCGGAGACGCUGAGAAUGGAGCGGAGCAAACUGGCUAGGCUGGAAACGAAACUGCAACGAAUGGAAUUGGACAGAUUCGGUCUGAGCAAAGUGAACAGCGGAUACAAACCGCGUUCGUUAAAAUCAUCGACGAUUUCCGGUGGGAGUCGAGAAGAAAUUGCGAACGAUGAAACGCGUUUCAAAAUGGAGCUACUCGAGGAAGAAUGUCUCGCUCUGAAGACGAGAUUGGCUACCGUGCAGCGCGAUAAGGCCGCGGAUCUCGCUACUUACAAACAGAUGUUGGAUCAAGCAAGAAAAACUUUCCAAGACGCCUACAGAUUUAUUCCAUCAAUAUAAAGCGUACGGAAAAGAGAUGGAGCGAAA